Messenger RNA from Gracilinanus agilis (Agile Gracile Mouse Opossum), 759 nucleotides. RefSeq names its product ISG15 ubiquitin like modifier (gene ISG15). Gene Ontology annotation, biological process: modification-dependent protein catabolic process; ISG15-protein conjugation. Lineage: Eukaryota; Metazoa; Chordata; Mammalia; Didelphimorphia; Didelphidae. The record is from RefSeq and is a predicted model, not a curated record. The transcript has a single exon. Gene Ontology annotation, cellular component: cytoplasm; nucleus. Gene Ontology annotation, molecular function: ubiquitin protein ligase binding; protein tag activity. Bases 81 to 524 code for a protein of 147 amino acids.
UAGGCAAUGGGGAUUAGGUGACUUGCCCAGGGUCACACGGCAUAUGGCUUCUUUUGCAGAGCCUGCCUCUGAAGGUGAAGAUGAUGACUGGGGCAGAGUACACAGUGAACGCACAAAGCCACAUCACCGUCUUGGAUCUGAAGAAAAGGAUUGCUGAGUUGACCGGAGUGCUAGCCUUCACCCAGAGGCUGGUCACAGCGGGCGGGGAGCUCCUGCUGAACUGGAACCUCCUCUCCCAGCACAGGCUCAAGGCUGGAGACGUGCUGCUCCUGGUGGUUGAGAAAGACCAGUCCAUGGACAUCUUAGUGCGGAAUGACAACCGGACCCACCCCUACCGCAUCCAGCAGAGCCAGACGGUGGCCCAGCUCAAGAAGAUGGUGCAGGAGAAGGAAGGGGUCAGCCAGAGCCAGUUCUGGCUCAGCUUUGAGGGGAAGCCCAUGGAAGACAGCCACCACUUGGGAGACUAUGCCCUCAGCCCCCUGUGCACCAUCCAGAUGAACCUACGGCUUCGAGGAGGGGUUUGAGAGGACCCACUGGGUGCCCAGGAGAAUGCCAUUCUCUUGCCUCUUUAGUCUGAGAUUUCCCUGGCUCUGGGGCUGGGAGAGAGGAAGGCCUGGGGCUUGAGAUUGCCGCUGACACUCCCCUACUGUCCAGCCCUUCCCUGCUCCCCUGGGUCCUGCCCCUUUCCCUGGCGAACUGCCUGCCUUCUUGUCUGGGUCCAGCUGUAAAGAACGACUGUCAAUAAAGGUGAAAUCCUGC